Messenger RNA from Triticum aestivum (bread wheat), 504 nucleotides. RefSeq names its product pumilio homolog 1-like. Gene Ontology annotation, cellular component: cytoplasm. Lineage: Eukaryota; Viridiplantae; Streptophyta; Magnoliopsida; Poales; Poaceae. Gene Ontology annotation, biological process: post-transcriptional regulation of gene expression. Bases 1 to 504 code for a protein of 167 amino acids. The transcript has 3 exons. Gene Ontology annotation, molecular function: mRNA binding. The record is from RefSeq and is a predicted model, not a curated record.
AUGUCCAAGGAGCUUGAUAGCAACUUAUUCAAAUGUAUCUGUGAUCAACAUGCAAACCAUGUCGUUCAGAAAUGUAUGGAGUGUGUGCAGCCACAAUAUAUCCAAUUCAUCUAUAGACGGUUAUGUGGCAAGGCCAAGAUGUUAUCCACCCAUCCUUACGGAUGCCAUGUGGUUCAGGUUAAAAUGCUAGAGUUCUGCAAGGAUCCUCAAAUUAUGGACAUGUUUAUCACAGAGAUUCUCGAUUGUGUAAAGGAGUUGUCUAUAGACCCAUAUGGAAACUACGUUGUGCAGGGCAUGAUAAUCCACCAGUAUGCAAACUGCGUGGUGCGGCAGCUGAUUGACGUGGUGAACGAUUGGCAGUUCAACGUGAUGUUGGAUGUGCUUAGGCGCAACAGGGAGACUUUCGUCAUGUAUGCCCAAGGGAGGCAGGUCAUCGCGCAGGUCAAGCGGCUCCUCAAUGGCAUGGCACCGUCCCCCGACUCCUUUGGGUCCCAGUUCCUCUAG